AUGGAACUUCAAAUUUAUGAUGGAAGUAUACAUCCAAAUCUAUGGAUUAAACAAGUUCAAGCGUAUUGUUUUAUUAAGCAAAUUACAAGAGACGAUGAAAUCCUUAAAUUUGCAAUGUUGGUUAUUAAUCCUACCAUUGAUAUUUCUCAAAACAUAACUACUUUAAAUGAACUUGUUAAUGUACUUAAAGAAGACAUUUCCUUUACAUUAUUCAAGAAUUCGAAUAAAAGGAAAUUACAAUUAUUAAGAUAUAUUCCUGACAAAGAAGGUGGCGAGACUUCAAAAUUUAUCUUAAAUUUUCGGCAGUUAUGUUAUAAUGCCGAAAUUAAUGAUAUAGAGGAACAAAAGAAAUACCUAAACCAAUCAUUUCAAAAUGAUUAUUUUUUAACUGAAUUUUUUAAGAAAAAUGAACGAAUUCAUUAUGUAAAUGAAUUAAUUAAAGUAUUUGAGGAAAUUGUCAUGGAUGAGGCAAAAUUAAUCAAAAACCGAUCUUUUGUAACUUUAAAACAUGUUGCUACAGGAAAAUAUUUAAGUGCAAUUAAAUAUUUACGCUAUACUACAGGAAGCGGGUCUCAAUUGAUUUUUGCAAAUAAUACACCGAAUUCGACUUCUUUUUGGGAAGUCAUAUUUACAAGCAAUAAAGAAGCAGCUUCAUACACCGAUAGAUUUAAUUUAAAAAACAAAAUUUCUAAUACAUAUCUUGGAAUUAAUUUAGGUUAUAAAUCCCCAGUAACUGAACACAUAGAAGUGAGUCUUGCCGCUUCAUAUAUUACUUGGAAGUUUAAUAUUAGUAAAUUAGAAAACUGUCAAGGAUAUUUGAAAUCAAAUGAUAUUAUUAACAUUCGUAAUCUUAAACAACAAGAAAUUUUACGUAGUCAUGAUUUUCAAUUUACUAUUAAUAACGAUACAUUUCAAGAAGUUGUCUGUCACAAAGAAAGACUAGGGGGAAAUGACGAGUGGUGUAUUGAACUUAUUGAAUGA
This is a messenger RNA of Funneliformis geosporum, 981 nucleotides long. The record is from the annotation of a GenBank genome assembly. Lineage: Eukaryota; Fungi; Glomeromycota; Glomeromycetes; Glomerales; Glomeraceae.